AUGGCAGGGAAUAUUCCUAAUGCUGUAAUGGCAUUUUUGAUCCCUCUUCCUUCCAUUCUCUUCUACCUCUCUUUCCUCGGCCAGUUCCGUGAUCGUUCUCUUGUUACAGCAGCAGGCGAUGACAAUUCUCUGUCGCCUUUGUGGAUUUGGUGCUACCAACACCCUCUGCUAUUGGCCAACGCCCUCUUUUUCCUCAAUGUUAAUCUUAGUUUCUGGAUAAUUGGGCUUCUCCAGUCAAGCCAUUGGAUGAUAGAUCCGUAUUGGACGGUGAUACCAUUGUUGCUGGUGCAUUACUAUGGAUCUCAUCCGUUGGCAGAGUACAAUCUUUUAAGGUCGAGUCUGGUGAGAUUUUUGACUUUGAUUUGGAGCAUUAGGCUUUCUCAUAACUACUUCCGCCGGGAAGAGUGGCAAUGGGGUGCCCGAGAAGACUGGAGAUUUACUGAUAUGCGGCGGCAAUAUGGCAAAAACUGGUGGUGGGUCUCUUUCUUUGCUAUUUACCUCUCUCAGCAGGUUUUUCUGAUGGGAAUAUGCAUGCCUUUCUACAUUGUCCAUUCGAAGAACAAGGAUUUCAAUAUCUGGGAUGUUGUUGCUGCACUAACAUGCUUGGCCGGCAUUGUCAUUGCUUAUUACGCCGACACACAGCUUCACACUUUCGUUAGUAGAAAUAAUGAAUUGAAAAAGCUCGGCCAGCCGAUGGUUCCCUGUCUCGAAAAAGGCCUAUGGCGAUACUCGAGACAUCCAAACUAUUUUGGGGAGCAGUUAUGGUGGUGGGGGCUGUUUAUUUUUGCAUGGAAUUUGGGUUCUGGCUGGAGUUUUAUUGGUGCCCUUAUAAACAGUAUGUGCUUAGCCUAUGUGACUCGACUUGUGGAGAAGAGAAUGCUGGAAAAGGAUUACAGGGCUGAUGCAUAUAGACAGUACCAGAAGACAACAUCAGUGUGGAUACCUUGUUUCAAGACAACAAACUCUGCAGGGAAAGAUAAGAAAAUAUGA
Molecule: messenger RNA, 990 nt
Organism: Fraxinus pennsylvanica
Lineage: Eukaryota; Viridiplantae; Streptophyta; Magnoliopsida; Lamiales; Oleaceae
Source: the annotation of a GenBank genome assembly